AAUAUAAUAUAAUAUUAAUCUCACUAUUACCUUAUUCAACUCGAUUCAAAUUGGUCUGUAUUUCAUCGUAAGAGGCGGUAACUACAAUAAGCUCGAGACGUAUUAAUCUUGUGACUGCAUAGUUACUUGCUAUUACUCUUCCAUCAAUUUGCCACGGCGACUAAGUAAUCGGAGUAAAAAUGCUGGAAAUGUCAAAGGAUGUCAGCGUCAUCGAUUCUCUCCGCAUUUAUGAUACGUGAUGCGGAGAUGCGACCACUGGACGGUGUGAAAUGGCGUGGGUGUGACAAGGAGUCCCGCUGCGAGCUGUGGCGAGUCGCGGCGGCGGAGGCUUGUGGCACGACUCUUCUAGUUCUGCUUUCGUGCAUGCCUGUCUGCGCCACAAACGCUGCGGACGCCGCGCCGUCGUCGCUGCUGCAACGCUCCCUCGCGGCAGGCCUCCUGGUCGCGCUCAUUGUGCAGUGCUUCGAUCACGUUUCCGGAGCUCACUUGAAUCCUACUGUCACGUUGGCAGCAGCUCUGUCUGGAAGAGUUCCUACGCUUCGAGCGAUAAUUAUGUGCGUUUCACAGCUGGUAGGAGGGGUGCUCGGUGCUGGGGUGCUGCACCUGCUGGCGGCGCCAGUCGGGCGGACUUGCGUCACUAAGCCCGCAAGUUUCAUCUCUAUUUAUCAGGCGCUGGCGAUAGAGACUGUGUUGGGUCUGUGCCUGGCGCUCGCCAACCUGGCGUCGUGGGACGCGCGCAACCGACACCUCAUCGACUCGUGGCCUCUGCGGAUCGGAUUCAUCGUCGCCGCACUGUCGUUGACUGCCGGUGACUUAACCGGCGCGAGCAUGAACCCCGUACGCAGCUUCGCCCCAGCGUUGCUCAGUGGAGAAUGGCAAGCUCUUUGGGUGUACGUGGUGGGGCCGCUGUGCGGGUCGUGCGCGAGCGUGGCGCUGUACGUGUGCGUGUGGCGCGCGCCGCCCGACGCGCCCGCUCGCGACGCGUCCCCGCCCCCGCGCCGCCGCGCCCGCCCCUCGUCCGCGCCCGGCCCGCUCGCGACCGCUACGGCGCCGCACAAGGCACACCACUACGUAUGAAAAGUCACGCGAGUCUCGAGUCUACCGAGCCGCCCUUCGGUGCUAACGUUUCUUCUAAAACGCGAGGUCUUUUUUAUAGAUAAACUUGGACGACUAAAGACAUUUCUUAUAAUAAUAUGAACUUUUGACUUGAACAUAAAUAAACUACUAAGAACAUUUGCGAUAUGCGAACCUUCCGUAUAACAAUUAUUACAGGAGCAUGAGAAGCUCGUUACUGACCUGACGGGAAUAUCAUAUAACGCGAAGGAGUUAAUACAUUUAUUAACGGUGGAACAUGUGAUGAGUGGGUGGUACCUACGCAGGCGGGCUUGCACAAAGCCCUACCACCAUUUAAAAAUGUAUUGCAAUGUAUUAAUCAGAAAAUCUACAAAAACAUUAUAUAAUUACUAGCUGACCCGGCAAACGUUGUUCUGCCAUCUAAAUUAUAUCUACUGACUAUUUUGGUUUUUAAAUAAAAAGUAACAAAUUUAUUGCAAGUAUGUGGGGAUGGGAUCUAUGAAAGAAAACGGAAAGGAGCGCUGUAGACGGUAACCGCCGAUUCAUUUUCUCAAUUCAAUGUAUUUCAUUAAUGUAAUGGACAUAUUCAUUGUUUGAUUAAAAGUUAAAUGUAAAGUGAAAAAAGUAAUGUAUUUUUAUCCUAAAGCAGUUAAAUAAUUUCGAAGAGCAAUUGAGUGUACGAUAUUUUUUGUCAGUCCGUCUUUAGCCAACACAAAUAAGCUCGGAGGUUUGCCCACCCGAGAACAUGCCACGUAUAUUUGUCCGUGUGAUAAACAUGGUGUGCCCAAAUCUAAGCCACUAACGGAUCGUUUGGCCUUGCGACUUAUUGAUUGUCAUUAUACAUAUACGCAUAAAGCACCACACUGCGAAUUUUUUCAUGCGUUUAUUUAUUAUUGUGUAAGAAUACCCCAGUAAAACAAUCCUUCACAUUUACUUUUAACAUUUUAUUCUCUUCCAUGCGUAUCUUGUUAUAUAACUUAUUACUAAUUAUAUUUUACAAUUCUAUUACAAUUUUUAUUGGAAUUCCUGCAAUCACCCUGGCAACUAUCGAACAAGUCAAUCUUACCGUGUUUUAUUUAUUUUUUUAUAUCGCGUAGUUUUUUUCGC
Molecule: messenger RNA, 2181 nt
Organism: Nymphalis io (European peacock)
Lineage: Eukaryota; Metazoa; Arthropoda; Insecta; Lepidoptera; Nymphalidae
Product: aquaporin AQPAn.G-like
Exons: 5
Coding region: 199-1077 (292 amino acids)
Biological process (GO): transmembrane transport
Cellular component (GO): plasma membrane
Molecular function (GO): water channel activity
Source: RefSeq, a predicted model, not a curated record